Messenger RNA from Anthonomus grandis grandis, 8874 nucleotides. It is a transcript of the gene dom, whose product is annotated as helicase domino. Gene Ontology annotation, molecular function: ATP-dependent chromatin remodeler activity; ATP hydrolysis activity; histone binding. The transcript has 30 exons. Gene Ontology annotation, cellular component: Swr1 complex. The record is from RefSeq and is a predicted model, not a curated record. NCBI's taxonomy places the organism in Eukaryota, Metazoa, Arthropoda, Insecta, Coleoptera, Curculionidae. The coding region runs from base 231 to 8198 and encodes 2655 amino acids.
UUCGUUUAGUUUCGUCACCACCGUUCGUGUCGGUCGCCAUGUUUACGAGGGGCGAUUCGACCUUGUGAGUGUUAAAAUGCUAAAAAUAUCGAAUAUACGUUACGAUUUCGUCUUAGCGUGAAGUAUCCAAAUAUUCCUUAGAGUCUAAAUUAUCUUUUGGUGGUAAUUUUAUGUGCGGAUGGCUUAGCCCCAGCUAGAUAUUUCCAGAUUAAAAAUAUGAUAAUACAGUGAUGAGCGAUGACACCCCGGGGGCAGGGCAGGGCGCUCUGCCCCCGCGCGAAGGGGCGCCCCAAAGCCUUCGCAUUCCCAAUAUUCCCCAACAGGCAGAGCGUCCUACAACCGUUCGCCUUACACAAGUCGCUGGCGGUCAAUAUGUACUCACUACUACACAACCCCAUGGUAUUCCAGCCUUAACACAGAUAACCCCAAACACUUUACAAAACGUACAAGGAGGAGUCACACGAAUAAUAAGCAUAAGUCCGAGCAAAGGACAAACAUCUCCCUUACGACCCAGCCUUACAAAUCAAUCCAUUGUAAAUGUACUGAAAAGGAGUAGUCCGAAUGUCAGACUGCAACUUUUCCAGGGAGGAGAUACCCAGGGAAGUUCGGGGAGUUUGCAGGCUUCUCCCUCAACUAGUACCGCUCCAACUACGCCAACGCACUCCCGCUCCCUCAAACGUCACGCCUCAACUCCGGAGAAGAAAGACUCGUACCAAUCGAAGCUACAAAAGGUGAUGAACCAUCGUAUAGUGCGUUCGAAAAUCGUGAAGGAAAAGUACGCGGAACAUUUGAUGGAGCUGUACUUCCUCGAGUCGGGCGGUAACAUCCUGGACCUGUACCAGUUCGCCAAGAAACCAAAAAGCCAACAGUACCUCGACUAUAUGCGGGAAAACGCGAUCGAUCCGAAAGAAUAUGGAGACGAUGUGCCCAAGGUGGUGGUACCGCACACCACGCCCAGCACCCCUACUGCCACGUCCGCAAGUUCCUUACCCGGUUUGGUGACGCCACAGAAGCAACCACUCCAACCUCCUCCGUUGUACCAUGCGGCACAGACGUCUACGCCAAAAACGACUGAAACUCCUCCAGUUAAUCCUGUAAUCGCUACCCCGGAUGCUUCAGUGACCGCGGUCAGGAGUACUGUGAGUACUCCCGCAAGUAACAGUCAGGAACAGAUCGUGGAAAAAGCCAAGCAAGAAGCACACGUCGUCCAAAGAAUCAGCGAGUUGCAAAAAGAAGGCCUAUGGUCGGAGAAACGUUUACCGAAAGUCCAAGAAAUGCCCAGGGCCAAAGCGCACUGGGACUUUUUGUUAGAGGAAAUGGUGUGGCUGGCGGCCGAUUUCGCACAGGAACGCAAAUGGAAAAAAGCAGCGGCGAAAAAGUGCGCCCGCAUGGUGCAAAAGUACUUCCAAGACAAGGCGCAGGCGGCACAGAAAGCGGAAAAGGCGCACGAACAACAGCUGCGCAGGAUAGCCGCUUUCUGCGCGAAAGAGAUCAAAACCUUUUGGAGCAACGUGGAGAAACUGGUCGAGUACAAGCAAAACACCAUCCUGGAGGAGAAGAGGAAGAAGGCUCUGGAUCAGCAGCUCAGUUUUAUCGUCGAUCAAACCGAGAAGUAUUCACAGUUGUUGGCCGAAGGUAUGAAUAAGCCGACAACGGAGGUGCCCUCGAGUAACAUCUCCUCCGGAUCAACGUCUAGGCCGCAAUCGGACGAUGAAUUCGACCCCGAACAGCAAAGCGAAGAAGACGACGAGGAAACGAUCGCCCAAGAAGAGGCGGCCGUGGACAACAACGAUCAAUCGGCGGAAGUCGCGGCAUUACAAAGAGAAUCUCAAAUGGAAUUGGACGAUUUGCUCGAAGACGAUCUCUUAAGGGACUACCUUAUGAACCGAGAUAAUAUUCGAAUGAGCGGAUCCGAAGAAUCCGACGACGAUAGUAAAAGUAAAAAGUCGGAACCGCAAAAAAACCGACCGAAAUCCGAUUCGGAACAGUCCGAUUCGUCCGAGUCUGAGGAUGAGAGCGACGCGGACGAAACUCAGGAUUCGACCGAAACGGCGACGGGGCAGGGUUUAAAAGUGCUGGUCGACGGCGAUAGUGAGGAAGGAGGAGGAGAAAGAACAAAGACUGACGAAAAAGACGCGCUGAUUAAUGACGCCGCCGCUAUUGCAGAAAGUAUACAACCUAAAGGCAACACGUUGUCUUCCACCAAUGUCUCCACGAAGGUACCGUUCCUACUUAAGUACCCGCUUAGGGAGUACCAGCAUAUUGGUUUGGACUGGCUCGUCACGAUGUACGAUCGGAAACUUAAUGGAAUAUUGGCGGACGAAAUGGGUCUAGGAAAAACCAUCCAAACAAUAGCCCUACUGGCACAUCUCGCGUGCGAAAAAGAAAACUGGGGUCCUCACCUCAUAGUCGUACCGACAUCGGUGAUGCUCAAUUGGGAAAUGGAGUGUAAAAAAUGGUGUCCCGCAUUUAAAAUUCUCACGUAUUACGGCUCGCAAAAGGAGCGAAAGCAAAAACGUACCGGUUGGACCAAGCCGAAUAUGUUCCAUAUUUGCAUCACGUCUUAUAAGCUGGUGAUACAGGACCAUCAGAGUUUUAGGAGGAAAAAGUGGAAGUACCUGAUUUUGGACGAGGCGCAGAACAUUAAGAAUUUCAAGUCGCAGAGGUGGCAACUGUUACUGAACUUCCAAACGGAGCGUCGACUCUUGCUCACCGGCACCCCAUUACAAAACAACCUGAUGGAAUUGUGGUCGUUGAUGCAUUUCCUUAUGCCCAACGUGUUUCAGUCCCAUCGCGAGUUUAAGGAGUGGUUUUCCAAUCCGGUGACCGGAAUGAUCGAGGGAAAUUCCGAAUAUAAUGACAGUAUUAUUAAAAGACUGCAUAAGGUGCUGAGGCCUUUUUUACUGCGACGGUUAAAGUCCGAAGUGGAGAAGCAAAUGCCCAAAAAGUACGAGCACGUGGUGAUGUGCCGGUUAUCGAAACGGCAAAGGUUCCUUUAUGACGAUUACAUGUCUCGCGCAAAAACGAAAGAAACGUUGGCCAGCGGCAACUUACUUAGCGUAAUCAAUGUUCUUAUGCAGUUAAGAAAAGUGUGUAACCACCCGAAUUUGUUCGAAGUCAGACCGACUAUAUCGCCCUUUCAAUGUGAUAGCAUUAAGAUGCAUGUACCUUCUUUGGUAUAUUCGGUCUUGCACUAUGAUGUCUUUAAGCACGUAAACCUUUACGCCAUGAACUUCCUCCUCAUAAUGCUGGAAAUGCAUUUGGGCGCCUAUCAAUGUUACCGGAUGAGGCAAUCGGCAAAAAGGCCGAUAAUGAUCGAACUUAACCCCGCCGACAAUAGACAACCGCCCCCUUGUCCGCCCAGUAAACUGACCAUGAAAGUAAAACUGAGGGACGGCAGCAGCAGCAUCAAAACCGAAGAGAAAAAAGAAACUCCCCCGCCUCUCUUACAAUCGAGAACGGUACCGCAGCAGCAGAAUGUUAAAAUGAAAGUGGCCGGGGUGCAGCUCUUGAGCCAGGGAGUGGUUAAAACGGUGCCAUUGAUCAACAUCUCGCAGGGCGGCGGGCAAAUGCAACUGGGCACCCCGAUCGGAGUUUCCUCCGUGCUGAAACCCACCGAUAAGGUGCCGACCAGUUUCGCACAAUUGGUGCAAACGUCCACCGGGAAACAUUUGCUGUUAACGUCGAACCCGAAUAUUGCGGGAAGUGUGCCUGUUACGCAGACCACUGCAGGGGGCCAAAAGUUGACAUUUCUAUCAACGAAACAACCGAUAACGAACGUCAACGCGAACCAAACCUUCACCAAAGCGUUCGUCAAGUUUCAAAUCACUUCGGUGAACACCGGCACGACCACCACAACCUCGAAUUCCAUCUCUGUGGCGACGCCGCCGCAGCACCAGCAGCAGCAACAACAACUAAGAUCAGCGGAGGAGGGCCUCAGGUCGGUAAAUUCAAAUUUUUUAGGACAAUUAUAUUCGAAGCAAAACAGUUUGGACGUGCGGUGGCGGAAGGAGGAUAAUAGGAGAACUAGCGGGAAUCAGUCCCAAGAAGGGUCCAAACAAGAGAUUAAAAAAAGACUGCAGCUGAUGACGAAGAUCAACGAGCAACGUUGCUCGGCACUACCGCUUUACGGCAGGGAUUUCCAGGACGCGAUCAAGAUUUACAGUCCGAACGCGGCGAACCCGUGGACCGGCGGGCACAUCAAUUGCCUAAACGCCAUGUUCGGUAUUAAUCCGGACGACACCGCCGAGCUAUUGAGGGAGGCCUUAUUCAAUCCCGAGAGGAGGAUUGAUCAGCUUAAAGAUAUCUGUGAUAGGUUCAUAAUUUAUGUUCCGGCCGUAAAAGCCGACGAGCCGGAGUUGCGAGUGUGGCAUCCGCCUCCGAGCGAGUACUGGGCGCGUAAAGAGGAACGCAGACUGAUCCAGCAACUGUUUUCGAAACCGGCUACGCCCCUUCACCAUUUGGCAUCGGCGAUGGUCACCCAAUUCCCCGAUCCGCGACUAAUCCAGUACGACUGCGGCAAACUGCAGACCCUCGAUAAAUUACUGAGAGAUCUGAAAAUGGGUGCGCAUCGCGUGCUUAUUUUCACCCAGAUGACGAAGAUGCUGGACGUGUUGGAGGCCUUUUUGAACUUCCACGGGCAUAUUUAUCUGAGGUUGGACGGUACUACGAAAGUGGAUCAGAGACAGGUUCUAAUGGAAAGAUUCAACGGCGACAAGCGAAUAUUCGCAUUCAUAUUAUCGACGAGAUCGGGCGGCGUGGGCGUAAAUCUGACCGGGGCGGACACGGUUGUCUUCUACGAUUCCGAUUGGAAUCCGACCAUGGACGCGCAGGCGCAAGACAGGUGUCAUCGUAUCGGACAAACGAGAGACGUACAUAUUUACAGGUUGGUUAGCGAAAGGACUAUAGAAGAAAACAUCUUAAAGAAGGCGAACCAAAAGAGGCUUUUGGGAGAUCUGGCUAUUGAGGGCGGAAACUUUACAACCGCUUAUUUCAAGAGCAGCACCAUUCAAGACCUCUUCAACAUCGACCAGAGCCAAACGGCGAGUCAGCGUUUGUCCGAAGUGGUGGAAAGUAAACGGGACAAAGAUGAAAUCGUCGCGACUCCGACACCGGAACAACCGUCGUCGUCGGUACAACAACCGGAAGAAAAAUCGGCUGCGGGUGCGUUGGAGACGGCGUUGGCCGCCUGCGAGGACGAUCAGGACGUGCAGGCGGCGAAAAUCGCGAAAGCGGAGGCGGUCGCCGAUCUGGCGGAGUUUGACGAGAACAUUCCUUUGGACCAGGAGGGGGAGAAGGAGAAAGAGCCCGAGGUUAGCAAGGCGGAGAUGGAGAUUAACAAUAUUAUUGAAAAGUUGUCGCCGAUCGAAAAGUACGCGAUGAACUUCAUCGAACAAACGGAAUCCGCGUGGUCGGCCGAACAAUUGGCCGCGGCCGCCCGUCAAAUCGAGGAUCAGAAACGCGAGUGGGAGCUCCAACAGAUGGCGGCGAUGCGUGAGGAGGAGGAGCGACGCCAACGGGAACUGGAGGAGGAAAACGACAUGAUCACUUACUCGCGCGAGGACGCCACCAACCAGGUGUGGGUAUCGGACAAUACUAUGGAGCAAAUGCCGAUGUGGUGUCCUCCGACGCCGCCCCAACAAGACACCGACGUCUACAUGGACCAAACGAUGAACUUCCUCUACGACGACCAAGUGAUGCUCGAAUCCCAACUGCCGCCGAUCUACGUAAAAAAAGAGCCGCACAAACGCCGCUUCGAACCCACUUUCGGUAUCGAUUUCGCCCAUCGACGCCCGUUGAAAAUCCCGCGAAAAAUCGAGGGUACCGCCAACGCACCCCGCAGUCUCUUCCACUCACCCACACUGUUAAAAAUGCGACGGGACUUAAAAUUGCAAAAGUACCGCGGUAUGAUGAAACCGAACUUGACGAUCCCGGGGAAACCCGGGGCGAGUAAACCUGCCGCGGAACAAUCGUUGUUCCAUAAUUGGACAAUACACGAGGACAUGGCGCUACUGAAGGUGAUCAAGACGUUCCAGGGUUUGCCGAUGAAUUUGAUCGUGAUGUCGCCGGGACAGACGCCCAAUUGGGAUUUCGCCGCCGAUUAUGUCAAUACCGUUUCGGUUACCUAUCGAUCGCCGAAACAGUGUAGGCAAAGGUAUGAAAACCAUUUGAUGCACCGCGAAGAUGGUAAAUUCGGCACCAUCGACAACGGGAUGAAGAAGAAGAAGAAAACGCAAAUGCAGCUGCAAAAAUCACCGGUGCCCAACAAGGCCAGGCCAUCACCUAGGACGUCACAGCUCUAUACCCAAGACAAUAACACUACGUUUUCACAACUUUUAUCGGAAAGGUUUGACACAUUAAAAUCAAUAACCAACAAACGUCUACCAACCACGAGGACGGUAGUAAACAAUCCCUUAAUGAACAAAACCAAAUCCACCCCGAGCGUGAGCGAUUGCGGAAUCGACUUGGAACACCCGGUACUACCGGUAGAACUAGCAGCGAGACGAGCGGAACGCAUUGCGAAGGAAAAGUCCAAAGGGGUCACGGCGGAACAGUUGGCAAAAAUGCAACUGCUUAAAGGUAUGGUGACCACGCAGCAACAAGUACAAGUGCCGCAACAGCAGCAGAUCGUGCAGCAACAACCCCCGCAGCAGCAGCAGCAACAACAACAACAACAGCAGCAACAACAACAGCAACAAGUCAUCCAGUUGCAGACGCAGGCGACACCCUCCACGUCCGGACAGCAGCAGCAGCAGGUGGUCGUGCAACAAACUGCGAACGGUGGGGUGGCCACCAUGGUGGCCGUACCAUCGUCGCAAGUCGUUGUCUCACAAUCACCUAUCAUUGUUACUACCUCGGCGGCGGUUGGUAAUAAUUCACCUGCUGGUACGCCUACUGCCUUACGACCGCAACGCAUAAUAGCGUCGCCCCUCCAAGGGUCCACCGUAGUCAGCGUAUCCGGCUUAAGUCCCGCUCAGCUACAGGCAGCGACACAGCGAUUGAUAGUCUCGGCAGGCGGUACAGCUAAAACUAUUCAGGCGGCGGGGACUCCGGGAAAACAGUUCAGUCACGCCCAGUUGCAAAUGAUCAGACAGGCAUCCUUGAAAAACCAACUUCGAUUACAUCCCAGCAGUGUUGUACAGGGUACAAAAACUUCGACGGUGACGAUCGGAGGCCAACAGGCGGUGGUGCAGUUAUCGCAACCACAACCGCGAGCUCAAUUCGUCAGACAGAGUACCGUAACCGUGGGCGGAAAAAGCGGCAUCACCAGAGCCGUAACCGAUAGCGAGGUGGCACAACUGCUAAAGAAACAACACCAGAUGCAGCAGCAACAAAAGUUGGCUGCUGCCAAUGCGGCCCAAGGUGGUGCAGGUGGAACGGCCACCGCUGGCGGAAACACCAUCCACGGCAUAACUACGCAAGUUUUUGCGCAAGCCAUUCAACAGGCAGGUGGUUCCGGACAAGUCGCUACCUUGGUUAAGGCCGUACCGAGUUCUACUGGGGCAUCCCAAACCGUAACGAUCCCAGUUACGGGCGUCACGCUAGCGACCGCGGGCGGAAAAGCAAUCGCCCCCUCGAUAAAAUCGACUACGGCCCAACAAAUCCGUCAAAUGCAAAUCCAGCAACAGUUGCUGGCCCAGAAGAAAAUCGCGGCAGCCGCUGCAGCGGGUCAGAAGUUGAGCAUCCAAACCGCGGGACCUGGAGCGAAAGCGGGCACUGCCGGGGUACAAACGGCUCAAUUAAUCGUCGGUCCGAAGCAGGCGAUGACCGUGCAACAGUUUCAGCAGGUGAUUCGGACUCCGCUUAGUGUAACUCCCGGGCCUGUUAUGCUCGCCAAGGGGGGCCAAAGGGUUAUUCCGGUUAAUACUGGCGCCGGAGGGGCUAAACAAACGAUACAGGUUGUAGCCGCUUCGUCUCAAGGCCUGGCACAAACGUUAAGACCUCAGGGGGCCACCACCAUCGCGGGCAUUAAACUGCAAGGGGCGGGCACCACCUCGCAACAAGCCCUCCUGUCGCAAGUUUCCGCCGCCUUAAGUCAGCAAGGCGCUUCUGUACGUCAGCAGAACAGUCCGGUAAGAAUUCAAACGGCCAGCGGGCAACCGAUCGUGGCUGUGACCGUACAGUCCCCUAAUCAGCAUCAACAACAACAAACGCACUCGCCCAACCCCGAGCAAGUAAGUAGGUUCUUGAAGAAAUAGAGCCUUGAGGAUAUUGUGUGGUGUGAACUUUUUUUUUUCGUUAGGAAUGCUUAUUUCAUAUUCAUUUGUGUAUUAAAAGUGCUAUAACGGGAAUAUGCUGUUAAAUUUAAAUAUGAGGUCGGUUUUAAUGUCAAAUUUAAAAGGAAAUAACGAAUUUUUCAAGAUAGAUUAGGUUUAAGUUAGUUAUAAGAGCUUCUGGCUACAGGGUACAAGACAAUGGCGAUCCGCGAUCAAUAAGACUGGUGAGGCCAAGUCCUUUAUGAUUAAUUAAUGUCAUGUAAGAAGCUUCGGAGAUAAAAAUUUCGGCGAGCCUCGCCCUUUUUCUUAGAUUUUGCAAAAUUUUGUAAUCAAUUUUAGAUAUUUUUAUUUUAAAAUUUAUUUUAAAAAUAGCAAAAACAUAAUCACUGAAAAAUACAUUGAAUAAUAAACAUCAUAAGUAUCGCUAAACAUAAAAUCUACUAUUCAUCUGCGGUAACUAACCGAGACGAAACGGGGAAGAAGGCCAUAAAUACUGUCAAAAAACCCAUUUCAAACUUGGUCUCGAGGCAUUUUCAAUGGCGCACACUAUGAAUUAAAAAAAAUAUUGGAAAUUUUACCUUUUUACUUUCUACUUACCCGGUUUUUUUAUUUUUAUAACCAAGAAUAAAAGCGAUUAAACACAAGCGAUUUGAAGUAA